CGUCUAUCUACUAUUCGCUGCAUACCAUAUUGCGCGGGAUCGGAUUCCCUGCCUGCAUUCAAUACCAGUGUUGCAUUCAGGUCUUCCCUGUCCGGAGUUCAAGUCAGUGCAGAACUGCGACUGGCCUCGCAACUGGACUUUGAAGGCACUUUCUCUUGAUACCCCCUUAUUCGCCAAAAAUAAUUAUAUACCAGCAUGGCUACCCCAAUUGUGUCGACUCCCGUCAAGACCCAUCAUGGGAUCUUCUCCACUAAGACGGCCGGAGGCCGCAUGCCUCUCACGCCUUCACCGCGCACCCACGCAGGAAGUGUGACGUCAAACCACUCGUCUCCAUUCACACCUCCCUGUGGGGCUCAAGAAACAGGCAAAGAACAUGGCAAGUCUGUCUACGGCGGUAACCUCUCUUCAUAUUUCGCCAAGUCCGUCUCGAGGACAGCCCGCACCUACCGCGAAUCCCCUAAGUCCAACAUCGCCCGUGCCCGCACUCGCAAGUCACCAAGGCACCUUGAACUGGGCGUAUCCGAAUGGGCCCUGACUGGUACUGGUCCUUCGUCACAAACUCCAUCAAAGGAGCGGCUACGGAAGGAAGUGACUAGGAAGGAAGUGGUUAAGGAGGUGACUAAGAAGGAGGUGCCCCGCAAAGAAGCACCCAGGAAGGAGGUGGCUCGGAAAGAGGUGACCCGGAAAGAGGUGCCUAGGAAAGAGGUUUCUAGGAAAGAGGCGCCCAGAAAAGAGAUCUCUACUCGUACUACGAGGUCAGGAAAGACAACCGUUCGCAUUCCACACACCGCGGGUGACAGAUUCAUUCCGAACCGUACCGCCAGCGAGGGUCUUGUGACAGCAGGCACAGCCAAGCCAGAGGAAAGCCAACGACCGAAGACCAGCAGCAAUGACGGGUCCUCCGUCCUGGCGAGUGCUGCCAGUGCUUUUGACAUUGGUGGCCGCGGAACCGAGGAAGACAUCACUGCAGCUCUCGAAAGCCUUGGGCUCGAUGAUGGCGAGACAACAACAUCAUACACCAAGCCAGCACCGGAUGCUGUAGCGUAUGAGUCGUCGCUGGCUGAUGCUUGUGGCGUCAACCUAAACACUCGCAUUCUCGCCUUCAAGCCUCCACCUCCGGAGUCGUCUAAGCCGAUCGACCUGCGUGCCCAGUAUAACCGCCCUCUGAAGUCUGCCAAGUCUCAGUCCGCUCAGUUCCGCAGAAGAGUCCAGACAGCUCCAGAGCGUGUUCUUGAUGCUCCCGGACUUGUCGAUGAUUACUACCUCAAUCUGUUGGAUUGGAGCUCUGGUAACCAGGUUGCCAUUGGUUUGGAGCGCAAUGUUUACGUCUGGUCGGCUGAAUCGGGAUCGGUCAGCUGCUUGUUGGAGACCUCACCCGACACAUACGUGAGCAGUGUAAAGUGGAGUGGUGAUGGCGCUUAUGUUGGCGUUGGUUUGGGAACCGGUGAGGUUCAAAUCUGGGAUGUCGAGGAGGGAACCAAGCUUCGUAGUAUGUUUGGUCACGACUCGCGGGUGGGUGUCAUGGGCUGGUCCAAGCACACUCUGUCCACUGGCGCCCGCAGCGGUCUGGUGUUCAACCACGACGUUCGCAUCGCACAGCACAAGACUGCCGAGUUGGUCUCGCACACCUCUGAAGUCUGUGGCCUGGAGUGGAGGCCUGACGGCGCCCAGCUCGCUACCGGUGGUAACGACAACCUGGUCAACAUUUGGGAUGCCCGGUCCCUCAGCACCCCCAAGUUCACCAAGACCAACCACCGCGCCGCUGUCAAGGCUCUCAGUUGGUGCCCCUGGCAACUGAACCUGCUUGCCACUGGUGGAGGUUCAUACGAUCGUCACAUCCAUUUCUGGAACACCACUACCGGUGCUCGUACAAACAGCAUCGACACCGGCUCCCAGGUCACCAGCUUGAGGUGGAGCAACCACUACCGCGAAAUUGUCAGCUCGAGUGGUUUCCCCGAUAACUCUCUGAGCAUCUGGAGCUACCCCACUCUGGUCCGAAACGUCGAGAUUCCGGCCCAUGAGACUCGUGUUCUGCACAGCUGCCUCAGUCCAGAUGGCCAGCUCCUGGCCACUGCAGCCGCUGAUGAGAGCUUGAAGUUCUGGAAGAUCUUUGAGCGCAAACCCGGAACAAGCGCCUCCGCCUCCCGGGAGGGUGGUGUUGGCAGCAAGGCUGAAAUGACCAAGUCUAUGACCAUUCGGUAGAUUGGUCGGUCGCCUUCAAUCUCUCUUCGCAUUCUGUUACUUUCUUUUUGAUGGUCAUAUUUUGGGUUCGAUAUCGUGGACCGAAAUUGUCUAGAUAUCUUUGGUUUUAUCGGUGUUCGGUACAUUGGGGAAAGGUUCGGGUUAUGGAGUGGAAGGGGAGUUCAUUGGUAACCGGCGUCUGUAUCUAGGUUCAACCGUAUAAUAGCUGCUCUUGUAUAGAAAGUCGCAUACUGUGUAAUCACGGCUUGUUU
Messenger RNA from Aspergillus sclerotioniger CBS 115572, 2453 nucleotides. RefSeq names its product WD-repeat-containing protein Slp1. Bases 196 to 2202 code for a protein of 668 amino acids. Gene Ontology annotation, biological process: anaphase-promoting complex-dependent catabolic process; positive regulation of anaphase-promoting complex-dependent catabolic process; positive regulation of ubiquitin protein ligase activity. Gene Ontology annotation, cellular component: anaphase-promoting complex. Lineage: Eukaryota; Fungi; Ascomycota; Eurotiomycetes; Eurotiales; Aspergillaceae. The transcript has a single exon. The record is from RefSeq and is a predicted model, not a curated record. Gene Ontology annotation, molecular function: protein binding; anaphase-promoting complex binding; ubiquitin ligase activator activity.